CAACAACAACAACAACAGUCCUCAUCAUCGUCAUCCUCUGCUGCGCAUCCGCCAUCAUGUCGGCGACGCUCUUCUACGUUUUUGACCGCAAAAAGAACGCCCAGUUCCGCGAGGCGUGUAGGCGGGACCCCUACCUCACGCGCAAAGAAUUCGCCCGCCGGCGCAAGCUCAGUGCUCUGGAGAGGCUCGAGGAGGAGGAGCUGCAGCGGAGCAUCAUGAUUCGCAAGUCUCUUGCGAGUCGCGGGCCGUCGAGGAGUAAUAGCUGCGAGGACGUGUUUGAUCUAUCUUCGAUGCAGGAGCAGCACCACAGCCGCCACAACCACCAGAUGACGGAGAUGGAUAUGCCGGAGCCACCGAGGGGCAGGCAGCAGAUGAGGGAGCACCAGGAGGGAUUACAAUUACAUCAAGGGCGACAAUCAUCUGGGGAGUGGGCGCCUAGCGAGGGGAGAAGCAGGUCCGGGUCCGAGACUUCGAGUUCGGCUUCGUCUGCGCGGCGGGCUUAUACUGGGCCGGGGUGUUCCGGUGUGGAUGCCGAUGGUGCCGGGACCCUGCUGACGCCGCAGUCGAGCGGGACGGGGCCGAGCCGGUUGGUGCUGGAUAAGGAGACUGCGCCGCCGCCGAUUCACCCGAUGGAGGAGAUUACACGACCUUUACCGGCGGUGCCCAGAACUGAUGGUCCUUCGCAUCUGUCAUAAAGACAGGGUCUGGAGUUGGAGUGUAUGUUUACGAGAUUUGAAGCGGGAGGGGCCGGAAGGGUUGCCCCGUUGGUGUAUUCUUGUACCUUCUUUUACCGUACUUUUCAUUUGUAUUGAUACCCAUGAUCGAAUACACGU
Molecule: messenger RNA, 833 nt
Organism: Colletotrichum phormii
Lineage: Eukaryota; Fungi; Ascomycota; Sordariomycetes; Glomerellales; Glomerellaceae
Exons: 1
Coding region: 57-695 (212 amino acids)
Source: RefSeq, a predicted model, not a curated record